UGACGUUCACAGUGACGCCCGGUCAAGCGAGUCUAUGCCCCGAAGGUUACCAAGAAUUCACCGUUGAUUCCGCACCGGUGAAAAUAAAGUUUUACAUGUAUGGAAAGGAAAGUAAGGGGUCGUGGUCCACCAUCAGAAGCAAGUGCAGGGACGAAGGGGCUGACCUAGCUGAGCUAAGAGGAGAUCUCGUCAGACAGGUGCGCAAUUACAUCUUCGAUCACCCAGAAUGUGGUUACGAAGAUGAAGGCUUCUGGAUUGGAGGAAGUGAUGCUAUGGAAGAAGGAAAAUGGGUUUGGAAUAGCGACAACUCACCCAUUGGAGAUGACGCGCCCUGGUGGCCAGGCCAGCCUGACGGAGGAACUAACGCCAACUAUGCCUGUGUCUACACACCUGACUUCUACCUCCACAGCUGUGACAAUGAUAUCAUGAUCUACGGCCUGUGCCAGAUUUAAAUAACAAUGUUUUGUGACAGUAAAAGAAUGGCAUUUUA
Cherax quadricarinatus is the source of this 490-nucleotide messenger RNA. NCBI's taxonomy places the organism in Eukaryota, Metazoa, Arthropoda, Malacostraca, Decapoda, Parastacidae. The record is from RefSeq and is a predicted model, not a curated record.